Hemicordylus capensis (graceful crag lizard) is the source of this 5843-nucleotide messenger RNA. RefSeq names its product inhibitor of Bruton tyrosine kinase (gene IBTK). The record is from RefSeq and is a predicted model, not a curated record. The coding region runs from base 599 to 4648 and encodes 1349 amino acids. The transcript is spliced from 29 exons. Gene Ontology annotation, biological process: negative regulation of protein phosphorylation. Lineage: Eukaryota; Metazoa; Chordata; Lepidosauria; Squamata; Cordylidae. Gene Ontology annotation, molecular function: protein tyrosine kinase inhibitor activity; protein kinase binding. Gene Ontology annotation, cellular component: nucleoplasm; cytoplasm.
UCCCGCUCUCCCUUGCUACCUGGUCGCAGCGCCAGGGUUCCGUCGUCGCCCUCCUCCGUCCCUUCUGCUGCUGAGUUGUAGCCGUGGCUGGGUUUUUGACCGCUCCAGCCCUUCUGUCUUGUUUCGCCGCCAGCUCUCCUGGCUCAGUGCGGAGUUCUUCGUAGCCACUGAGGAUGAGCUUUGUCGCCUUGCAGCGCGCGUCCCGUUGUGGCCGUCUGAGCCCAUUCAUCUAGCAACUGGUCUCCUUUGCAAUUAUGGAGAUCUAAAAGGACUCGAAAGUGUGGAGGGGGAAUCCCCCUCCCCGCUCCUUUGUUUGCCUUCUGGAAAAGUUUUUCUUCCUGGACAAUUUUACAAUAUUUUGUAGAUAAAGAAAUGAAGACUUGAAAUAUAAAUUUAUAUUGAUGAAAAUAUUUAUUUUUUUAAGUGCCAAGCCUUAACAGCACAAUGAUUCCCAUGGCAGCUGUAUGAAACGUAAUUCAAUAGCUGGAAAUCAUGAACUUGUGAAGAAGAAGCAGCAGCAGCAGCAGCGAAAGCAGGACUCCUUGGGGUGUUUACAAGGGCUUCUCUUACAGAAGGGAGCAGUUUAGGAAAGCCUAAGAUGAGUUGCCUGCCUGACUGUACCUUGAAGUGUCGCUCGCUGCAGCAUGCUUUGGAUAUUGUUUCUGUAGUGACCCGAGGAAGUGAAGGCCAGAUCAAGGCCUUUCUUACGUCUCACUGCUACAAUGCUGCCACGAGCAAGGAUAUCUUUGGUAGGAAUGCCCUCCAUCUUGCCUCCUCCUGUGGUAAGAAAGGUGUACUUGACUGGCUGGCAGAAACGAAUGGAGUGGAUUUGUUGGCAAAAGAUAAGGAGUCAGGAUGGACAGCUUUGCACAGAGGCAUCUUCUAUGGGCAUAUAGAUUGUGCAUGGUCUCUGCUGAAGCAUGGAGUGAACUUGUAUUUGCAGGAUAAAGAAGGCUUGUCUGCUUUGGAUCUUGUAAUGAAGGACAGACCAGCCCAUGUCACUUUCACAAAAACUGAUCCUACAGAUGUCUACACUUGGGGAAACAACAUAAAUUUUACUUUGGGACAUGGUAGUCAACAGAGUAAACAUCAUCCUGAGUUGCUGGAUCUCUUUCCCAGGAAUGGUGUUAAUGUCAAGCAGGUGGUGCUCUGUAAAUUUCACUCCGUGUUUCUUUCCCAGAAAGGACACGUUUACACCUGUGGGCAUGGUCAAGGAGGACGCUUGGGUCAUGGUGAUGAACAGACUUGCUUGGUUCCCAGACUGGUGGAAAGCCUGAUAGUUCAUCAUUGUUCUCAGGUGGCAGCAGCUAAAGAUCAUACCGUUGUGCUAACAGAAGAUGGAUGUGUGUAUACUUUUGGCCUGAAUACUUUUCAUCAGCUGGGCAUUCUUCCACCUCCUGCCAACUGCAGUGUUCCAAGACAGGUUCAAGCAAAAAAUCUUAAAGGAAGACUGGUGAUUGGUGUGGCUGCAGGCAGGUUUCAUACAGUACUGUGGACCAAAGAAGCAGUGUAUACAAUGGGACUGAAUGGUGGGCAGCUAGGAUACUUGCUAGAUCCUAAUGGGGAGAAGUGUGUAACGGCUCCUCGCCAAGUCUCGGCUCUGCACCACAAGGACAUUGUUAUCUUUUUUGUCACUGCGAGUGAUGGUGGCACCGUUUGUGUUACUGAAAGAGGAGAUAUCUAUUUGCUUACUGACUAUCAGUGCAAGAAGAUUGCUUCCAAGCAGCUAAACCUAAGAAAGGUGAUUGUUAGUGGAGGAUAUUUGGAUUAUAGAGUGGCUCCUCAACACCUUAAGGAAAAUGGAGGUCAGAGGAUUUGCAUUCUUGCUCUGGAUCAUGCUGGAAGAGUGUUUUGCUGGAAAUCUGCCAACAGUCCUAUGAAGCAGUGCCGAUGGGUCUAUGGCCGCCAAGUCUACAUGUCAGAUAUUUGUUUAAAUAGGAAUGAAAUGAUGUUUGUUACCCAAGAUGGUGAAGCUUUCAAAGGAAAGUGGAUGGAUGGGAAUAAAAAUUCAGAAAAGAAAGAGAUUGUGUCAAACCUUCAGAAUUCCUCCAAUGAUGUUUCAUCUUGUGAUAUGAACAAUGUAUAUGAACGAAUACGACUUGAGAAGCUUACUUUUGUUCACAGAGCUGUCAGUGUUACCACGGAUCCUAAUGGUUGUAACUUUGCUGUUUUACAGUCAGAUCCUAAAACAAGCCUCUAUGAAAUUCCAAGUGUGUCGAUGUCUAACUUUGCUGAAGAUUUUAGUAAAUUGCUUGGGGAAGCAGAAGUUAUGGACACCAUCCAUGAUGUGACUUUUCAGGUUGGCACCAGGAUUUUUCCUGUGCACAAGUAUAUUUUGGCAAUGCGCUCUGAUUUUUUCCGGAAGCUCUUUGUUUCAGAUCAUAAUUGGCUAGAUCCUGCUGAUCUUUAUCGCAAAGCUGAAGAUGAUGUUGGUUGUGAUCUCUUUGUAAUUGAAAAACUUCACCCAGACUUGUUUAUGUACCUUCUACAGUACAUUUACACAGACUCAUGUGAUCUCCUAAUUCAUGGUCACAGGCCCAAAAUGAUAUACAAAGAAAAAACAGAAGAGAAUCAAGACACCUUAAUGACAAACCUGAAUAAAAUAACUUUUAAUGGAGAUAUUAAUAAAAAGUCUGCGCUUGAGGUUUACAGAAGUAAUCAAGCACACAUGGUAGCUGAAAAAAAGAAGAGCAAACCCAAGUCUGCUUCUAAGAAAUGCAAAGGUGUUGGGGAGGAAGUGAAUCUCAUUAAAAUGUUGCAGGUUGCUGCAAAGAAGUAUGGACUUGCCAACUUAAGCUCAAGGUUAGAUGGAGUCAGGAUAGAAAAUGGAAGAAUCAAUGUUGUCAACAGAAAAAAUGGCAAUAAACCAAAGCUAAACCAGAAAAAAUGUUCAUACCUCUGUGAUGUGACCAUGAAGUCCAUAGAUGGAGAGGAAUUUCCAUGUCACAAAUGUGUUCUCUGCGCUAGACUUGACUACUUUCGUAGCAUGCUAAGCAGCUCCUGGAUUGAGGCAUCAUGUUGUGCAGCUCUGGAAAUGCCAUUCCCCUCUGACAUUCUGCAGGUCAUUCUGGAUUAUAUUUACACUGAUGAAGCUCUUACAAUAAAAGAAUCACAAAAUGUGGAAUUCAUAUGCAAUGUUCUUGUGGUAGCAGACCAGCUCCUUAUGUCACGACUGAAAGAAAUAUGUGAAGUAGUGAUUACGGAAAAACUUACUUUAAAGAAUGCUGCUGAGCUGCUGGAAUUUGCAGCAAUGUAUAACGCUGAACAGUUGAAACAGUCUUGCCUGCAAUUCAUAGUACUAAAUAUGGCAGCUAUACUUGAAACAAGGGCUCUGGAUGUUUUAAGUGGAGAUGUUCUGAAGGACCUUUCUGUUUCUUACAGAAAAACUAUUCCAGCUAUGGUCAGGAGAGUUAUUACUCCGUACCAAGGUGGACCUGAUAUUAGUUCUUUGGAGCCAGAGGAAGGAGAAACCUUUGUCUUCCUGAAAGAAGAACUAAGUACAGAGCAAGCUACUCAGGAAGCUCUUCUGAAAAAAGCAAAGGCUAAAAAGAAGCCUCGAAGACGGUCAGACAGUUCAGGAGGGUAUAACUUAUCAGAUAUUAUACAGAGUCCACCUUUGACAGGGAUAUUGAAACUGGAUAAAACUAACUCUGUUGAAUCUCUUCCUGAAAUGCUAACAUCAGAUUCUGAAGGUAGCUAUGUGGGAGUGAACAGUCCUAGAGAUUUGCAAUCUCCUGACUUUACAGCAGGAUUCCAUGCAGAUAAGAUUGAGGUGAAAGAAAAAAUGUGUCUUUCCAGUACAGUCAUUCAACAUGCCAAUAAAGAGGUGAAAAUAUGCGAGGGAACACCCACACAAAAAAUAUCUCCUCCAUGGUGUAUUCCUAGUAACAGAAGCACCUCAGCAAGCUCUUCCAACUCAGUUAUUGGCUCUUUUAGUCCUUCCAGUCCUCCUGCUAUGGAUUUAAGAACUAUUAUGGAAAUUGAAGAAAACAUGCAAAAAUGUGGAACCAUGCCAAAGAUAAAUUCAGGCAGACCCACUUCUCAUGGAAGUAAGCUUUCUCAGAAGCAAAGGAAACUGAUUGCCAUGGCUGCUAAGGACAACAGCCCAGAGAUUGUGCCAGAUGCAACCAUGCAACCACCGACACCUCCAAAAGCUACAAAACUGGGGAGUGCAUGGGUUCCUUCGUUGCAUUCUGCUUUGCCAAAAUCAUUCCGUGAUCUCCUUGCAGAAGAAGAAGAGCCUGUUGCUACAGGUUCCAGUUCUAGAAAGGUUGGGGUUAAAGGGAUUGAGGAUGUACAGACUCAAAAGUCUCUAAGAUGCACAACUGCCACUGCUCUUUGGGCAGCUAAUGAGCAUUCUUGUGCACCAACACAGUCGGAGAGUCAAAAUCCUUGGUUAGCAGCAUCGUUGACAAGUCCAGCUGCAGCAAUGCCCGUCACAUUUGCAAAAAUUGUAGAGGAGGAGCUCCAGCAAGAAGCUGCUCUUAUCCGAAGUAGAGAGAAACCUCUAGCUUUGAUCCAGAUCGAAGAACGUGCUAUUCAGGAUCUGUUAAUCCACUAUCAAGCCUUUGGCAACCCUGAUGAAUUUGUUGUUGUUGAAAGGUCUCCACAAGGGCCAAUAGCAGCUCCAAUGUGGAACAAGCAUUGAUGCAGACUCUUUGGAUUUUGUGACUGUGUAUGUACCACACAAAUGUAGGACUGUCUGUCAUUAGUAUGCAUCUGGUACUAGAAUGACGAUGAGGAUAUUAAAGUGUGUCUGUAUCUUUUCAACUACAUUACUAGAUUUGGCUCCUUCACAGCAUAACUUCCAUAAGGCUGGAGUUAAAGAUGACAUUUGCUUAAGUUUUAAAUAGGGCUAAAAGACUCUUGUGUGUCCGUUAGUAAAAGAUACAAAACAAGGCAUUGCUUCUCCAGUUAACAAGAACUCUCAUAAUCAUGCAUAAAGUUUGAAUUAACCAGAAUUAUCCAAAAGUUUGAUUUCCUGCAAAUGUUCACGUUUUGUGUGUGAUAACAACAAAACCCAAUACUUCCUAUUGAAGCAGUAGCAUCCAACUCUGGACUGUGUGGGUGUGCGUAUGUGUGCUCGUUCUCUGCUCUUCUGGACAGUACUCCCAGCCUUCAUGCCUUACAUAUGUGACAAGCCUUUGUGCUAGAGGAGAGUUUUGUUUUGGUCUGUAUUAUUAUGAGAGCACCUCAGAAGAGCCCAAACAUCUCAUAUCAGCUCCACAAUAGCCAACAGGAAGGAGAGGUACCUCUUGGCUCACAUUUGGCAAAGUGGGAUGGGGGAAGCGCAACAUGCUGAACUGCAGAAUAUUUCAGGAAAAGAUCAAGCUAUUCAUUAAACAUUAAAGCUCCACAAAUGAAUGACAAUUGCAUUUAAUUGUACACUUAGCACUUGGUAUUGUUUCCCUCCAGUAACUGUAUGUUCAAGAACCUGUUUCUGAUUGUGGAUGGCUUUGUUGUUGUCAGACUUAUAAAAGAUUGUUUGUAUAACAAAAUAACAUACUGCUUGCUCUGGUGCUUUUUGGGAUGAGGGAGAGAAGCUUAUAGUUGGAUUUAUCUAUUUAAAUAAUCUCAGCAUUUUAUCCAUUUUGGACAGUCUGGAGCUACAAUUUACCCAAAUGAGUAUUCAUGGUACUGUGAGGAAAUGAUCGAUGUUUACAUCAAAUGUAGUUGGCUUUGGCUUGAACAACAAAAGUUACUCUGUAUGCAGAACUUUAGUAAAGGAUAAAGUGAUGGAGCAGCAUAACUUGCUACAGGAAACAGAAAUUAUAAGUGUAUUUUUGGGUCUCAACAUUUCAUUUUGGAUAGGAAAAUAAAAAUUAGCAACUAUGGAAAGAUAA